Aphanomyces astaci is the source of this 1348-nucleotide messenger RNA. RefSeq lists its product as hypothetical. The transcript is spliced from 2 exons. Bases 425 to 1144 code for a protein of 239 amino acids. NCBI's taxonomy places the organism in Eukaryota, Oomycota, Saprolegniomycetes, Saprolegniales, Verrucalvaceae. The record is from RefSeq and is a predicted model, not a curated record.
AACAACUUCGACUGUUGUCGCCAGAGGCGCGGAUGUGGCUACAGAUGUCGCAGUAACUUACAAGUCCAGCCCAAGCAAGCGCUGUCCAGACUUCGUCGUGCGCGAUGGUGUCCAGGGUGUAUAUGGGGAUAGUUUACCUCUCAGUCUCCUUCGUUUUAACCAAAGGUCAUGCCACCACAGAGCACUCAACCCGCGUCGUCCCGGUGGUUCGACGGCGAGCUCGAGUGUCUCUCACAUCAACAUCGGCGACAUUACUCGAUAGUGCCAAAGCCGAACCCAGCAGCGACGCUGGUGUGGCCUCACAGAACUCGUCGACCACGUCGCCUCCAGGUAUCCUCGUCCGGAACGCGCCCUACUUCGUCCUAACCGAUCCCCUGCAGACGCGCCACCAAUUCCACCUCCUUCCUCCACCCUCACGUCGGAAAUGAAAGCAUCCGCGCUCACCGGAGUGAUUCUCGGCAGUGUCGCAGCAGUGUUGAUUGUCCUGGCCAUAGUGUUGAUAUGUCGACGCCGCCAAGCCCAAGCCAGGGCCAAGAUCAUGUUCAGAGGGGGUCCGUCCACAGCGUCCACUGAAUCGGACGACCCGACCAAACCACGCCGCCGCGCCGAUCCAUUUUCUUCCGUGUACGCGACCGACUUCGCCUCGUCCGAGUACCGCGACAGCCUGUCGCCGGACCACAACUUCGACGGCAUCGUCCUCUCCGACCCGUUUCGGCGGAAGGACCGCGUCAAGCCGGAACUGGACCGCCCCAUGCCGUUCUUCUCAUACUACCACCAAGCGUCCACCCAGCGGCGGUCGUCGCUCGAGUCGCAGGACUCGUCCAUCAUCUCGUACACAGAGAGCGACAAAGUUCGGGGCACGACCACGUCAUCCACCGCCGACGAAACCCCCCGACAGCUACCGCACACGCCUAUGAUGGCAUACCAGCCCAACCACAGAGACGACAGCAUGUCGAGCAGCGUCACCGCCAGCCGCGAGAUGUGGCGGAUAUCUGGCCACUCGGCCAGCUUGUCGUCCGCCGGGUUCGACCUCCUUCAGAGUCCGUCGAUGGGGAGCGCGGGAGUGUUCUCGCUGCCAGAGAAGAUGACCAUGCUCGACGACAGCGUGUCCCAGACGUCUUCCCGCGAAUCGUAUGACAUUUAAGCGUCACCAUCCUCUUCCAUGUAUCGAUCGUCCACCCAAAGUGCAAACUAGACGUCGUAGAAAGUAAUAAUGUUAUUGUCAAGUGUCAAUGGAUGCUGCUUUGGUCGUGCGGCAGCAGCUGAUGCGCCGAGGUCGAUUUCGCUGCCAACUCGUGCAGCUACAUACAAGGUGUUGGUUUACUGACCUGCGAUAACGACACCAUGG